This is a messenger RNA of Plectropomus leopardus (leopard coralgrouper), 1074 nucleotides long. RefSeq names its product arginine vasopressin receptor 2b, tandem duplicate, 1 (gene avpr2b.1). The record is from RefSeq and is a predicted model, not a curated record. Gene Ontology annotation, biological process: G protein-coupled receptor signaling pathway; positive regulation of vasoconstriction; cellular response to hormone stimulus. Gene Ontology annotation, cellular component: plasma membrane. Lineage: Eukaryota; Metazoa; Chordata; Actinopteri; Perciformes; Serranidae. Gene Ontology annotation, molecular function: vasopressin receptor activity; peptide binding.
AUGGCUUUGUUCACUGUAAACGUCAGUAACAUCACUUUGGAGAGCGCGCUACCCGGGGAUGAGCCGCGAGAUGAGCGCUUGGCUCAAGUGGAAAUAGCUCUUCUGUCCAUCAUCUUCAUCACUGCAGCAAUCCUAAACUUCGGGCUCUUGCUGGUGCUUUGGAAGCGGAGGAAGCAGCUUUCCAGGAUGCGCGUCUUCGUUUUCCACCUGUGCGUCGCCGAUCUGGUGGUCACUUUCUUCCAAGUUUGUCCGCAGCUCAUGUGGGACAUUACGGACAGAUUCGUGGGGCCAGAUAUAUUGUGUCGCGCUGUGAAGUACCUGCAGGUGGUCGGGAUGUUUGCCUCAACGUAUAUGAUUGUAGUGAUGACGAUAGAUCGAUACCAAGCCAUCUGCAACCCCAUGGUGACUUUCCAGAAGCGCAGGGCGCGCUGGAACGGCCCGGUGUGCGCAGCCUGGUGCGUCUCUCUCAUCGGCAGCCUCCCGCAGAUCUUCAUCUUCUCCCGGGUUGAGGUCGCUCCCGGUGUGUACGACUGCUGGGCGCAGUUCAUCAAGCCGUGGGGACCGAGAGCGUACGUGACCUGGACCACUCUGGUCAUAUUCGUCCUACCCAUUCUCGUGGUUAUCGUGUGCCAGGUGCGCAUCUGCCGCACCGUGCACAUCAACUUUCACAUGAAGACACAGCACGUCGCAGAGCCGGUCAGCAAGCCACUGUCAUCCAGGGCCAGCAGCGUAGCUGGGGUGUCCAAGGCGAGAGUGAAGACGGUGAAGAUGACCGUGGUGAUCGUGCUCGCCUACAUCAUCUGCUGGACGCCUUUCUUCACCGUGCAGCUCUGGUCUGUCUGGGACAUUGAGGCACCCACUCAGACUGCAACCUUCACCAUCUUGAUGCUGCUGGCCAGUCUGAACAGCUGUGCGAACCCCUGCAUCUACCUGCUGUUCAGCGGGAAGCUGCCCAAGACGCUGGUGGCUCUGAUGUGUGAGGCUCAGCCCGAUAUGAAGGAGUCCAUCCAGGAGGAGGCUACCAUGGUCAGUUCCCUGUACAUCAGCCUCAAGAGUUUAUCAGACUGCAGAUAA